AUGCCACGAAUAUACACAAGCAUUAUCCUGCUUUUUGACACUCAGGACCCGGCACAAGCGGUAGACAACCUCAAAGCCGGAUUGCGGCGUCUGAACCAGCGGCUGCCUUACAUCAAAGGCCACGUUUCUGCGACUGACGCAAGCGUCGAGAACCGCGGCAGACUAGGCAUAAAAUGGUCAGCAGCGGACAGAGACAUUGAGUUGACUGAGCCAACAUUCGAUGGCUUAGAUGAGGACGGACGAGUCCCCCUGCUGGACAUAAGCUUCCCCGAGCUCAAAGGGCAAGGCGCACCACUGAAAUACUUCCCAAGGCGCAUCAUGCCCCUCCCGGUGGUGACCGACCUGCAUAGCAGCCUUGACGCUCCCGUUCUUGCUGUGAAUUACACGCUCCUAGACGGUGGGCUAACGGUGGGCCUCUGCGUCCAGCACAAUGUCAUGGACGGCACGGGCAUGGUCGAGCUCAUUCGGUUCUGGGCCGACUGCACGCGGUUCGCGGAUGAUUCCUUGACCGGUUGCACCGCCCCUGACCCCGAAGAGCCGCUGCAUCGCGACCGCCUCCUCCGCCUCGCCACCACCCGGCAGGAUCACAACACCGCGGAAGUAGACAGCGCGCCAGGGGACUCGGAAAAAGCCAACCACAUCAGCCCGCAAUCCAGCUCCGAAACCGCCGCCUUCCGGGAUCUCCUCGCCCGCCACCGCGAAUUCCGUCUUCUCUCCGAUGCCCCGGCCGCAGCACUACGGCCGUCGGCAGCCCCGGCGGCCGUUUCCAAAAUCUUCACCUUUGACACGGCCAAGCUGGAAGCGGUCAAGCAACUAGUACGAGGCUUUUUUCAAGAGGCCGCGUGUGUGACGACGAACAACGUGCUGAGCGCCAUCAUGUGGUCGUGCGUGACCCGGGUGCGCGCGGCGAGGAGGAGACACUCGGCAAGCGGAGGCCUGGGUGCGCCCAGCUCCAAACUCGGCUUUGCCAUCAAUGGGCGGACACGGUUGUCCACUACUAGGUCAUCUACCCGCGGUGAGCCCUUCAAGGCGGUUCCAUUCUUGGGCAAUGUCAACCUGUUUGGCAUGGCAGAGAUGCCUGUGCCGGAACUGCUAGCGGCGUGUCAGGUACCUGGUGGUGGGGGAUUGGAUGGCGGGGACGGCCAUCGGCAGCUGGCGAGAGUGGUCGAAGAGAUUGCUAGGGCUGUGAAGCGCGUCACGCCGGGACAUGUUGCGGAGGUCAUGGAUUUGAUCGAUAUGGCGCCUGAUGUGUCGGAUAUUGCGCCCGGUUGGGAGUCGUUGCAUGGUGCUGACCUGAGUAUCACGAGCUGGGCAAAUAUGGGGUUGUAUGAGGCUGAUUUUGGGGAAGGGGUCGGUAGGCCCGAGUUGAUGAGGGUGCCGUGGAUGACCAUGGACGGGUUAUUGAUUGUCCUGCCGCGGAAACGUGGAUUGGGAAAAGAGCUUUGGGAUGCAGAGAUGCGAGCAGAGGAGGCAGGUGCGGAAACAAUCGAGGUUGUGGUGGUGUUGCACCCACAGGAUGUCGUGGCACUUGGGGAAGAUUCGACCUUGUGCAGUUACUUGCUUUGA
Molecule: messenger RNA, 1566 nt
Organism: Canariomyces notabilis
Lineage: Eukaryota; Fungi; Ascomycota; Sordariomycetes; Sordariales; Chaetomiaceae
Exons: 1
Coding region: 1-1566 (521 amino acids)
Molecular function (GO): acyltransferase activity, transferring groups other than amino-acyl groups
Source: RefSeq, a predicted model, not a curated record